AUGGGACAUCACGCAGAAGUCACUAGCGGCUAUGCUUCGUCGCCCAAGAGCGGAGAUGCCGUCAUCACCGUCACGCCCGAGCAUUUGGAUUAUGCGAGUUCAGCCUCGGAUAUCUCGAAUAAGAAGCCGGGAGAAGGGCCAAUCGCGCUUCCGGCCUAUGCCUCGUGGAAGAACCGCAAGACGGCGAGUCGGAGAGCGAACUUGGUCAGGGAGAUGAAGGAUGUGGCAGAACAAGCUCGCAAAUUCAUCUUCAGGAUAAAGGAUGUGCCGCCUAGCAAGGACGGCCGGCACAUCGCUCUCGACCCUACUCGCCCUUCGACCGAACCUCUCGUCGACGAACGCACUUCCCAACCCUACACUAGCAACUGGAUCCGAUCCACCCGCUACUCGGCAUGGAACUUUAUCCCGCGGCAGUUGGUCGCGCAGUUUUCCAAACUGGCAAACUUUUAUUUCUUGGUGAUUUCGAUUCUGCAAAUGAUACCCGGGCUGAGUACUACGGGCCAGUUUACGACGAUUGUUCCGUUGCUGUUUUUUGUUACGUUGAGUAUUGCAAAGGAAGGGUAUGAUGAUUUGAGACGGUGGAGAGCGGACCAGGAGGAGAAUAAGAGAGAAGCAAAGGUCCUGAGAGCGAGUCGUGCUUCCAAUGUCGCUGCUGCUGUUGGUGGGGUGAAAGGCCACUCCGUGGAUGGUGGCAGUGUUGUUUCACCAGAGUCCGAGGGGUUGCGCUGGGAGACGAUCAAGUGGCAGGAUAUCAACGUUGGAGAUGUCAUCAAGCUUGAGAGAAACGACGCUGCGCCUGCUGAUCUGGCACUUCUACAUACCAAUGGGGAGAACAAUGUCGCGUUUGUUGAGACAAUGGCGCUGGAUGGGGAGACGAAUCUGAAAAGCAAGCAGACGACGGCUUCGAUUUCCAAGACGAUUAUAGACCAGGAAGACGUCCUGAGAACCGAUGCCGAGUUCGUUGUCGAGGAUCCCAACCGCGACUUGUACAGCUUCGAAGGACGCGUCAUGGUCGACGGGAAGCAAGCGCCACUUACACUCAGCGAGAUCAUCUUCCGAGGUAGCAUCUUGCGGAACACACCAGAUGCGAUUGGCAUGGUCAUUUACUCUGGAGAAGAAUGUCGCAUCCGCAUGAACUCGAACAAGAACCCUAGAAUCAAAGCGCCAGCACUCCAAGGCCUGGUCAACCGCAUCGUCAUCCUCAUCGUCGUCUUCGUCAUCGCUUUGUCAAUCUUCAAUGCCGUGGCCUACAAGAUCUGGCAGAGGAACGAAGACGACAUGUGGUAUCUACGUGGCUCCUCUGUCGCAUUCUUCCCCAGCUUCACCUCCUUUAUCAUCAUGUUCAACACCAUGAUUCCUUUGUCUCUCUACGUGAGUCUGGAAAUCGUCAAGUUGGCGCAAAUGUUCUUUUUACAUACGGAUAUCGACAUGUACGAUCCCGUCUCCGAUACGCCGUGUGAACCGCGCACGUCGACCAUCAACGAGGAGUUGGGCCAGAUUAGCUAUAUCUUCUCGGACAAGACGGGCACGCUGACGGAUAACUCGAUGAAGUUCCGUAAGUUGAGUGUAGCGGGCGUGAGCUGGUUGCAUGAUGCAGACUUGAAGGAAGAGGGGAAGAAGAAGUUGAUCCACAAGACGAGGAAGAAGGGGAAGCAGCCCGUGAAAAACAGGAAGAGCGUGAGAUCCGCCAAGGAUGUAGCGGGCGAGGAGCCCGUCGUUGAAACAGUCGAGCAGUUGGAAAGUCCUGGGGAAGGCGGCCCGUCGAAUUGGCGAUCGAGCGCGAAACCGGGAAAGACAUCCCGCGAGCUGCGUACACAGGAUAUGCUGAGGUAUAUCCAGAGGAAACCUCAUACGCCGUUCUCGAAGAAAGCGAGGAUGUUCCUUCUUUCCCUGGCCUUGUGUCACACUUGUCUGCCUGAGAUUCAGGAGGAUGGUAAGACACACUUCAUGGCUUCCUCUCCAGACGAACUCGCCCUCGUACAAGCAGCACAGGACAUGGGCUUCCUACUCAUCAACCGCGACGUUCACACCAUCACCCUCAAGAUUAUGCCGACGGGACCCGAUGGCGAGUCAGUCUCAGAGGUCUACGAGAUACUAGACGUUAUCGAGUUCUCAAGCAAACGAAAGCGCAUGUCGAUCGUUCUCCGCUUCCCAGAUGGCCGCAUAUGCAUCAUCUGUAAGGGCGCAGAUUCCAUCGUCAUGCAGCGGUUGAAGCUAGCUACGCUCGCGAACAAGAAGAUGGUUGAGAUUGAGCGGCGGGCUAAUAUCCGGAAGAGCAUGGAGGCUCAGCAUGCGAUUGCGCGUAUGAGCGAACAUGCUGAGCGGCGGAGUAGUGUGGCUGGUCGUCUGAGUAGCGUUGGUGGCCGAAGGAGUAUGACGCUCAGUCAGGCUGCGAGGGCUAGUUUGAAUCUGGGCCGCCCGUCUUUCGCUCCCAGUGUGGGCAGAGGAGGUUCCGUGUCAGCGAGAGAUGAAGUGGAUCAGUGGCUACGCGAGCGUGAGAAUGACCGCAUGGACAUGUCGUCUCUCGAUGAAGAUACGCCGUACCAGACACCGACACACACACCCCGCCAAUCAGGUCUGGACCGCUUCAGCAUGGCCUUUUCAUCAGCACGCAGCUCGAUGCAGAUUGGCUGGGAAGACAUGGAAGCCAUGGUCGACGAAGGCAUUGCGGGCGACGACACCGCGGUCAUCGAACGCUGUCUCCAGCACAUCAACGAGUUUGCCACAGAAGGUCUGCGAACCCUGCUCUACGGCUACCGCUUCCUCCACGAAUCCGAGUACCAGUCCUGGAAAAAAGGGUACCUCAACGCAACAACCAGUCUCGUGGACCGGACGCGACUCAUCGAAGAAGCAGGUGAUGAGAUCGAACAAGACCUCGAUCUAUGUGCCGCUACCGCUAUCGAGGAUAAACUGCAGCAGGGCGUACCGGAGGCGAUUGACAAGCUGCGCAGGGCCAAGAUCAAAAUGUGGAUGCUAACAGGCGACAAGCGAGAAACCGCCAUCAACAUUGGCUACUCGUGCCGGCUCAUCAAAGAAUUCAGCACCGUCACCGUUCUCGACCACGAAACCGGACUCGUCGAACAAGCCAUCAGCUCCGCCAUAACGGCCAUGACAGCCGGCACCGUCGCCCACUCCGUCGUAGUCGUAGACGGCCAAACGCUUUCCAAAAUCACAGACAACGACCUGCUCGACACGCUGUUCCACGAACUCGCCAUCCUCGCCGACUCGGUCAUUUGCUGUCGCGCGUCCCCUAGCCAAAAAGCCCAACUCGUAAAGUCGAUCCGCAAACGCGUCAGGAAAUCAAUCACCCUCGCCAUCGGCGACGGCGCAAACGACAUCGCCAUGAUACAAGAAGCCCACGUCGGUAUCGGCAUCACGGGCAAAGAAGGUCUCCAAGCAGCCCGCACUUCAGACUACAGCAUCGCGCAGUUUAGGUUCCUCGUUAAGCUCCUGCUGGUGCAUGGCAGGUGGAAUUAUAUCCGCACGUGCAAGUAUACCGUCGGCACGUUCUGGAAGGAAUUACUCUUCUACCUCACGCAGGCGCUGUUUCAAAUGAAGGUCGGGUAUACGGGUACUAGUCUGUAUGAGUCAUGGUCGUUGAGUAUGUUCAAUACCCUGUUCACUAGUUUACCCGUCAUCUUCAUGGGCGUGUUUGAAAAGGAUUUGAGCGCGAGUACGCUGUUGGCGGUGCCAGAGUUGUAUACGAUUGGGCAGCGCAACGGUGGUUUCAACUUUCGCGUUUAUUUGGCGUGGAUGUUCAUGGCGAGUGCAGAGGCCAUGGUGGUUUAUUACGUCAUGUUGGGGUUGUAUGGGGAUGCGUUGUGGACGGAGGAUAACUCCAUCUUUGCUCUUGGGAGUAUUACGUAUACGGCAGCGGUGUGGUUGAUUGCGUUGAAGAUGCAGUUCAUAGAAACGCACUCCAAGACUGCGACCAACGCCAUCGCUCUCAUCCUGUCGAUUGGCGGCUGGUUCCUCUGGAACAUUAUCCUCUCAUCGCUGUACAACCCCGAAAACAAGAUCUACUACGUCCGCGACACUUUCUUGCGUGGUUUCGGCGCGAGUUGGUCGUGGUGGCUUGCUCUCGUGCUCAUCCUCUUGGGUGUCAUGGUAUUUGAGUUGGCGGUCAAGAGCGGCAUGGCGGCGUGGUGGACGAGCGAUGAGGAUGUCUUCCAGGCUCUGGAGAAGGAUCCGGGGGUUAAGCGCAGGUUUGAGGAGGCAGCAGCCGGGGAGCUGCAGCAGGGCUGGGAUAGGGAGAAGGGGAAGGGUGCGAAGGUGGGAAGUGAGGCUGGGCUGAGUGAGGUGGAGAGGGAGAAUGAGGAGAGGAGGAGGGAAGGAGAGAUCAAGGAUUUGAUUCGGAAUCGGGUGGAGGAUGUUGGUGCUGGGCCGCAGGAUGGUGGUGAUGUCAAUAGGAUAUUGAGUCGCGGGUUUGGGGAUGUGAAGACGACGUAG
Molecule: messenger RNA, 4449 nt
Organism: Alternaria alternata
Lineage: Eukaryota; Fungi; Ascomycota; Dothideomycetes; Pleosporales; Pleosporaceae
Product: P-type ATPase
Exons: 2
Coding region: 1-4449 (1482 amino acids)
Biological process (GO): endocytic recycling; post-Golgi vesicle-mediated transport; phospholipid translocation
Cellular component (GO): plasma membrane
Molecular function (GO): ATP binding; ATPase-coupled intramembrane lipid carrier activity; magnesium ion binding
Source: RefSeq, a predicted model, not a curated record